Messenger RNA from Paramecium pentaurelia, 5410 nucleotides. The record is from the annotation of a GenBank genome assembly. Lineage: Eukaryota; Ciliophora; Oligohymenophorea; Peniculida; Parameciidae.
AUGAAUAGCAUUGAUAGUUAUCAAAGCAAGGCAACAAUGAAUGCAUAGUCUAUAAUCUCUAAAAUAGCCACUCGAAAUGGAUAAGCAGGGUAAGCAAGUAGAGUUAUAUGUUAGUAAUGGCUCAUUGAUAGCAGCUUUGGAUGAGGAAACUGUCUCUGCUGCUUGGAAUGCAUUCGGUAAUUAUAAAUUUUGUAUUGUAAAGGUCUUCAUGUUUCAAGAUAAUUACGAAUGGGUAGAGGAGUAGCAAUGAAUAAAUUUGGAACAUUUUCUUUUAGUGCUCCAGAUGUUAUAUUAGAUGGAGUUACCAAUCCAGUAGAAAGAGAUAAGUAGCCACGUUAACCAGUUUUUCUUGUUGCAAAGGUAGUCGAUUAAUUUUAUGUAAGGAAUUUGUUAAUGGAUUCAAUCUAAAAACUGCCAUAGCAAUAGGUCGAUAAUUAAGACCUUAUAAAGUGCAAACAUCUGGUAAGAUAUAGCAUGCAAUUGUAAAUUGGGCAGAAAUAGCAUUGUAUGCAUCUUAAAAUAAGGAUUCAGCUAAAAUGGCUGUUGAGAGAGUCAUUAAAUCAUUAUCUGAUAUUGUUCGCAAUGUAUAUAAACUUAUAAAUGAUUUUAGAGGGAUGUUGUUGAAGUUGAAAUACCAUGUGUUGGUACAUUUUUUGUUAAAUCCCAUUGUGCAGCUGUACAAUUUUUAGAUUCCCUUAUGGAUAGUUGUAAAGUAAAAUAUUGGAUCAAUAUUUCUUUAUAGGAAAUAACAAAGAGACCAUUGUCAGAGAGAAAAUCUAAAGGAGAUAUGCGUUUGACAUAGUAGUUCCUACAAUAAUUGAGUAAGAGUCAGUAUCCUGAAGAAAAUAAUAUGAUGAUUGAUGAAGGUGCCAGGAAUUAUUUAACUAAUUCUCUUGGGAUUGAAUUACCUGAUGCAAGACCUAAAACUGCUAAAAAUUCAUAAGUUUAGUCUAAAAAGGGUGGUUUUAUGAGUAAAACUGUAAUAUUUAAUGAUCAAUAAUAUUUUUAGAUAGAAUUAAGACCAUCAACUUAAUAGAUUUCUAGAAUGGGAUUUCAAAGAUCAGUAAAUGAUAAAGUGCAUGCUUUAGAAAGAUUAAAAUAUUAUAUUAGAGAUCAUGCAUUAAAUAUUGAAGAUGUAAUAUUAGAAUAAUAAUAUUAAUUAGUCAUUUUUAGAUUUAUGUUAAUAGGCAUUUGGUAAAACUAGUGAAAGAAAAAUUAGAAUGAAUUUUGAUGAUUUUAAGAGGGCUGUGAUUAAGAUUGAUUUACCUCUUAAUGAAAUAUAAAUAAUUACUUUGUUUUAGACUUUAGAUGUUAAUAAUGAUGGUUUUAUUGAUAAAUUUGAUUGGCUUAAAGCUAUUGUUGAUAAAAGUAAAUAUUAUAUAUAUAAAUUUAAUAGAAACUCAUAUAAAUUAUAUAAAGGAUGUUGUGUAUAAAUUCUAAAUUCAUACAGAUGAUUUAUUAUAGAGAAUGAAUUUACAUCGAGAUCAUCCUCCUGUUAAUUUGUAAUAAUUAAAAUUUGCUUUAAUGCAUUUAGAUGAGUCUUUAAAUUAACACAAAGCACAUAAAGUGGCAAAGGAAAUUUUGGAUGGAAAAGAAACCAUUAGUAUGAAUGAUUUAUUAGCAUUAUUUAAUACAGUUGAAGAAGAUGACAAAAUGUAUGAUUUGUCAUGGUUUAAAGAUACAUUGCAUAAAAUGAGAGAUCAUUUAGUUGAUCCUUAGAAAAUGAAGGUUUUGAGAUCAUCUUUUGAAUAUUUUGAUGAACAUUAAGAAGGUAAUCUAGAUACUGCCAAUUUUAAGACUGUCUUAAUGGAAAGUUCAUUGGGAUUGAAUGUUUAAGAUAUAAAUAGAUUAGUUCGAUAUCUUCCAAAGAAUAGAGAUUCAUUAAUAAAUUACUAUGAUUUUAUUUAAAUGAUUAUGGAUGUUAAUAAAUAAAUGGAUUAAAAGGAUACAGCUAAAGAUCUUGUUGAUUUUGCAUAAAAAAUCAAUAAGUAUUUAACUUAAAAAAAAUUCACUGUUAUAUAAUUUUUAUAAUAAGUAAAAUCAGGAUAUGGUUCAUGCAAUAUUGAAUCUACUGCAUAAUAUUUAGAAAAGAAUCUGUUUACUUAAUUAUCUCAUGAUGAAUGUUUAGAAUAUUGUAGAGAAAUGGAUGUUGAUGGAAAUGGUGUUGUUAGUGAUGAAGAUAUGAAUACAUUUAUAAAAAGAUAUUCAUAUUUUAAUGUUAGAAAGGAUUAAUCUUAAAUUGAAUAAAUUGUUGAAAGUUUGAAGAUUAAACCUUAAUUUGGAGAUAAUUUAUCAGCUAUUGAAAAUACUUGUGUUUAAUCUAAAUCUAUUGAUUUAGUUACUAUGGGACAAAAGAAAAUGUUUUAAUCUUUAGUUGAUGGAAUGAAUUAAUCAAAAAGUUUAUUUCCUGUUGAAGAAUUACCAGAAUCUAAAUUUGAUUAAAUACUUAAGGAUUUAAGAAUAAAAUUAAAUAGAAAGGGAAUGUCAUAUGAAGAACUUUUUACAUUCUUAGAUACUGAUCAUAAUGGAUUCUUAUCAAUAAGUGAAUUCUAUAAUAUAGAUAAAAUUAUGACUCUAAGUUAACCAGCUAAAGAUGGAUUCUUUGCCUUUAUGGAUAAAUAGAAAAUUGGUUUAAUUGAUCUUAAUACUUUUGUUAAAUUUAUGAGUAAAUCCAUUAUUUAAUAGAUGCCAUCUUUAUCUGAAGAUGAUUUUGAUUGGGAAUUAGAAAUCCUAUUCAAAAUAAGAAAUUGGUGUUAAAGAGAGAAUAUUACUGUAGAAGAUGCCUUUAGAACAUUUGAUAAAGAUUUUGAUGGUUAAAUAAACAAAGCUGAUUUAAGAACUUUUCUAAAGGAUAUAUUGAAAAUUGAAGAAAAAGAAAUUACUGAAGCAAAAAUCAAUAGAUUAUAUAAGUUGAUGGAUUAAUAUAAAAGAGGAAAAAUUACAUUAAUGGAUUUUAAAAGAUUUGUAGAAGAAGGAUUUUUUUAUGGUAAAAAUAAAUAAGUAUUUGGAUAAACAACAAAUGUAUCUGCAAAAUCGUAAUAAGAAUCAAGAUCAUCUUUUGAUUGGAAAAUGAAUGCUAGAUAAUAAAUAGGAUUAAUUAUAAGUAGACAUUAUCCAAAUGUAAAAGAAUCUUUUGAUAUUGUUUCAGGAUAUCGUAAAAAAUUAGUAUUCUAAAAAUUUAAAAAAUGGAUUGAUGAAAAGAAUGUUCUUUCAGGAUUUGAUUUAACUGAAAAAUUAGUAUAUGAAAUCUUUUCUGAUCUUGAUUCUCAUAAAAAAGGUUAUUUAGUAGAAUCUGAUUGGCUGAAUGCAUUUGCUCAAUAUAAUUGGUAAGAUUAAAUGAUUAAAGAAAUCUAAGAUGCACUUUCUACUUAUUUUUCAAGCAUUUAAAAUGCUAUUCACUAUUUUUAGAUGGAGCAUAGUCAUGUGAUAACAAAAGAGAGCUUUGCAAGGGCUUUGUAAGCUUUAUUCCCAAAAAGAUUUGUUGAAGGUGACAUAGAAACUUUAUGGACAAGAGUUCAAAAAAAUGGAUCUUUAAGUAAUCAUGCAUUUGCACUUAUAUUUGGAAAAGGUACAAAAGCUUAUGAGCUUCCUGAAGGAUAAUAACAAUAAUAGCAUAUUAGACCUAUGACUUAAGGGUAAUAAUUUAUUAAUGAUUUUAUAGAGGUUUAAGUGAAUUACCUUUGGAUGAGAGAAAUCAAGUUAACAUUAGCUUAUUAGAUAAAAUUAGAAGAUUUUUGAGAAAUUCAAAUAAAAAUAUUAGCGAAUUAUUUAAAUAAUAUGAUUCAGAUAAUACUGGAUUCAUUACUAAUUUAGAAUUCCGUUAAGUAAUCAGAAGUCUUAAUAUGGGGUUAACAUUUUAAGAUAUUGAUAUAUUAUCAGCUAUGUUAGAUACUGACCGAAAUAGUAUGGUAAAUUGGAGAGAUUUUGCAAAGAGAUUAGAUUUUAGAUAAGCAGAUAAUAAAAUAUUAGAAAGAGCAGCAAUUCAUUUAUAGAGAGUUAAUGAUCAUAUUUAUCAUUAUUUGUUAUCACCUAAAGAUGCAUUUAGAUAGAUUGAUGCACAACAUACUGGAUUUUUGAGUUUUGAUAAAUUUAAGGAUAUGAUUGAAAUGUUGUAUAGAUUGGCUACAGAAGAUAUUCCUCCAUUUGCUAUUAUUAAAGAUCUAUUUGAAUUUAUAGAUAAAAGAAGGGAUGGUUUAUUAGAUUUAACAGAAUGGAUGGAUGCUUUUUCUAAGUUUUCAAACCCAAAUGAAAAGAAAAGGUACUUUCUAUCUUUUAAUAAUUAGACCCAUGAGUGCAAAUGUAAGAGUGAAAAAAUCAUCACAAAAAUCAUUAAUGGCUUAAACUGAUAAAGGAUGGAUGACAAAACAAAGUGUUUAAUCUCCUUAAUAAUUUGAGGGAUUAACUGAUGAUGGAUUAAUGAAUGCAACCAAUAAAUUCAAGACUUUUUUAAGAAGACCUCCAGUUAAGCAAACUGCACUUUAAUAUGUUGGUAAAUAUUUAUUUAAUCAUAAGAAAAUGGUAUUUGGGAGAGCUCUAAAGAAUUUGAUAAAACAAUAAAUGCAAUUGGAAAGAACAGGAAGUAUCUUCUUGAAAUAUUUAAGCAUUUGACUUAGAAUGGUCAAAUUCCACUUACUGAAGAUGUAAUUAUUUAAAUAUAUUUUGUAGUUAAUAAAAUAAGAAAUGGAUAGAAUGUUAAGAUCUUAAGGAAUUGUUGUCAGAGAUGAAUAAUGGCCUUAAUUAAUUUCUUGGUCCAAAAAAAAUGGCCGUAUUGAUUAUAAAUUCUUGCUUGAAGUAUAUAAGGAUAGACUAAACGGUAUGGACACACAACCUAGAAUGGGGGAUGAAUGAUGAAUAUUUAUUAAAACAGCGGGCAAUGUUAUAUUAAUAAUUAAAUAAAAAUUUUAAAAAAGCCCUUUCAGCUUUUUAAAUCACAAGCCUUCUCCCAGAUAGAACAAGUAUGUUUUGAAUAUUAAUCCAUCUAGUGAGCAGUACCAAAAAUAGAGUGUAUAAAAAGUCUUAGACUGCAAACAGCUCUAAGUGUCUCUUCGUUCCUAAAAAGAAGGAACGAGAAUAAAUCUAUAUCACACCACCUUCGAAACACAAGGUAGUAAUCAUUUAUCUUAUUUUAGAAUCCGCUUUCCAAUAUUGAAGAAUUGAACAUUGAUUCUAAUUGUUCUACCGACAGCAGUCAACGCUUAGAAAAUCUAAGCCCGGUCUAUUAUUGCCCUAAAGGCAAAGAACCUUGUGGUGAGCUUUAAGUUGUCCUUGACGGUGACGUGAUCUAAGUGAUAUCCUAAACAAGGAAUAGGAGAAAAUCACGAAAGUUCAGUGACCAAGAGACCUAUGCUAUGAGUAAUUUCAUAGCUGGUCCUAAAUGUCUGGACAUCCCAUGCCCUUAGUUCCUUUGAUC